Molecule: messenger RNA, 1527 nt
Organism: Schistosoma turkestanicum
Lineage: Eukaryota; Metazoa; Platyhelminthes; Trematoda; Strigeidida; Schistosomatidae
Source: the annotation of a GenBank genome assembly
GAAAACAAUAAUGGUCACAAAGCAGAGCUCAGUAUAACUCAUAAUGGUCACAGAAGAAAUCCAAAGAACUUCAACUGACAUACACCAACAACCAUUUCAACCUGCUGUACCUCUCGAUUUAUCUUGUCAUUCACCGACUUCGAAUGAAUCGAACGAGCCCAACAAACAACUAUCAAUCUCAACAAUGAUAACACCGUUAACCAAUGACUAUGACAAAUCUCUGACUGUUAUCCGCGAACAACAUUCCUCACAACUAAUCGAUAAAUUGGAUGCUUGUAAAAAUAUCAUCAAUCAAUUUCAUUUCCCGCCACAAUUAACUACUACUACUACUAUCAAUGAACACAUGAAUAAUACAUUGAUUAAAACAAAUAUUGAAAAAUUUCAAAUGUACUAUUACUACACGACUAUAUUGAAAAGAAAUCUAUCAAAAUCAGAUUGGCAUCAUUCACCACCGCUGAUUACAACUGUACCAAGACCGGAACAAUUAUUAGCUUUAAGUAUGUUACAUAAUUAUUACAAGACAGUGAAAUUCCCUUCAAUCAAUAAUAAUAAUAAUCAGAAUCAUGAUAAUAACAGCAGUACAAUGUUACCGAAAGAAUUAAAUCAACUUGGUAAAAAAAAUGAUUAUUCAUUGUUCAAUCUAUUUACAACAACGUUACCAUGUUUAAAUGCCGAUCAAUGGACAUAUUUAAACAAUACCAGCAAUAAUAAUAAUAAUAAUAGUAAUGAUCAAUAUUCAAAUGUCACGUGUGGUGUUGAUUUUAUAUCAAAUUAUUUAAAUAUGUUGGAAAAAUCAAAAACUCACAUUGAAGGAACCUUGAAUUCAAAGUUCAAUGAUGAAUGGUUAUUAUCAUUACGACCGGAUAGCACAUUUUCAAAUUAUCCAAUCAAAACCAAAUUUACACAAACAUCAGUCUGUAAUGAGAAUAACAAUACUACUAAUUAUCAUUAUCAUCAUCGUAAUAGUAGUAGUAGUAUAAGAAAUGCUCAUAAAAAACAUAAAACACUAUCGAAUGUCUUUUCAACAGAUAAUAAUAAUCAUAUUGAAAUAGUACAAAAUUUACCAAAUCAUUUCUCAACAAAACAUGAACGUUAUACAUGUCAUUUUUGUGGUAAACUAUUUCCAAGAUCAGCUAAUCUAACACGACAUAUACGUACACACACAGGGGAACAACCAUAUAAAUGUGUACAUUGUCCACGAUCAUUUAGUAUUAGUUCAAAUUUACAACGUCAUAUACGUAAUAUACAUCAAAAAGAACGACCAUUUCAUUGUAGUGUUUGUUUAAAACGUUUUGGACAACGUGCUAAUUUAGAAAGGCAUAUACGUAAUCAUUUAAUUAGUAAAUAUCAACAUCCUCAUCGUGAUCAACAGUCGGAUUGUUUGCCUAGUCAACAGAAUAAUCCUGCAUUGUCUUUGCAACAAUGUAGACAAUCUUCUCCGGAACUACUAGUACCACUAGCGCUGCAAUUACACGACAAUAUGGCGAAGGCAACAAAUCUAUGAGUUUAUUCUGUAAUAAUAUAGUC